Messenger RNA from Cinara cedri, 8471 nucleotides. The record is from the annotation of a GenBank genome assembly. NCBI's taxonomy places the organism in Eukaryota, Metazoa, Arthropoda, Insecta, Hemiptera, Aphididae.
AGGGGCGAACAACGAACGUCGGAACGGCAGACGUACUUUCAAACAUGGCCGCUUCUCCGUCUUGAAACGACCAUUCCCUGUUUUCCCGUUUCAAUUAAAAUAAAUUUCAAGUAACGUCUGUGCAAUUAAAAAUCACGUAUAUCCGUUCAGUUUUUACAUCUUUUCCUUUUGUACAUCAAGUUUGGUAAGUAUACUGUCAAAUUGUCUCAGAUAUUUUGAUUAUUCAAAAAGCAUUCCGUGACCCUCAUCUAUUGUUUUAUAGUUUUUGACAUUCGUCAGAAACAGCAUCGAAAAUAUGUACAGCAACUCUGGCUUUCCAAUGUGAGUAUGCUACUAAAUAUUAUAUUACAUAAACAAAUGCACAAGUUAUUCCAUAUUAAAUUCGAAUUUCAAAUGAGGCAUGUUUGCCUUUUUCUAGAAAAUAUGUUAAAAUGGAUAUUUUUAAUUCAGAUUCUAACUAAAACUACAUAUGUGUUUUGAUAUUUCUUUGAAUAAAGUUGAUGUCCCGUGGUUAAAUUUAUUUGUUAACUUUUUUUUAAUACUUGUUAAUUGCCACAAUGUAAAACAGCUCUGAAGUAUCUUACCUUUAACUACCUAUCUAUACGGUUAUACCUAUAUCUAAUAAAAAUAAUAUGAAUUUAUUGAAAUUAAAUGUUUGCCUAAUGCAAUAUUGCAUCAUGUUUCACCAUACUUGUAUACAUACCUGAAAUACACUGUGAUAAAUUAUAUUGUAUCCUUAUUAUUAGUUUGUCUCUAGACAAGAGAUAUGUUAAUUAUUUUAAAUAAGUACUACUUAACUUUGUUCUUAUUUUAAAUAUACUGUAUUAUCAAUUUUUUAAAAUGUGAUUUUAUGCCUGGUUUACACGAUGCGUAGUAUUUGUAACUCCCACCAGUACUUGUCACUUGCAAUAGGGCUAUAUACAACAUUUUAAGCAAUGUCAAUAUUAACAAGGUAGUUAUAAUAUUAGUUGUAUUAUAACUACCUUGGAUAGUAAUAAUAAGUGAUCAUUUAAUUGAUAAUAAGUUGAUGUAUAGACAUUAUGAUGAUUAAUGAGCAUCAUCUGGUCGACCCACACUAAGAGUGUAAUAAUAAGUAGAGUUUAAUUGAAGAGGGGUUAUCUACCUGUCAUUAGUAAAUAGAACUUGGUUUUAUUCACUCGUACUUGUCACUUCCACUCUCAUUAAAUUUACUGUUUAUAUAAAGGUAUUGGUAUGAGUGACAAGUAAUACCCAUCAUGUAAACCAGGCAUUACAUUUAACUGUUUAAAGUGAAUUUUAAUUUCUUAAUUGUAAGUUGGGUAUAUUACUAUCUACUUAUUAAUAAUCAAAUUUGGGCAAAUAAUUGUAUUAGAUUAGGUAAUAUAUUAAAUUAAAGUAAUUUAUUUUGGUUUUGUUUUAUAUGGUUUUAAUCAAUUUUAAAACAAGACUGUUUCACUGUAAUAUUCUAAUUUAAUUAUUUAAACUCAAUUGUAAAAGGCACAGGAAUACAUAAAUUUAAGUAUAUUCCUAAGCUUAAUUAAUUAUUUAAUUUAGAAGAUUACCUAUCUGAUUUUAGUAAAGUAGGUUUAUUAUACUUUAAUAAUACUAUAAUAAUUAAUAAGUAAUUUUAUUUGUUUAUUAAUAUUAGUUUUAUAAAAAAAUUAAAUAAUUUUUAAAUCUUAUAUUUUUAAUUUCUGUAUAGUGCAGUGUCACUAACAAUAUAUUUUCAUGAUUUAUACUAUCAGGCCCCAGUAGAUAUAGAAUUUUAUCAAAUAAUCUAAUUAUAGUAAAAUAAAUGGUCUUGUCUAAUUUUUCACAAUUCACUAUGUGGCUAGAUUGAUUACUCCAAAAAUAUUAAGGGAAACUUUUAGUCUAAAACAGUGUUUCUCAACUUAUAUUUUUAGAUACUCGAAUGGGUAAUCUGAGACUUCUGACAAAAAAGUGAAUGUAGUUUAAAAAAAAUAACAUGAAGGACGUUUUUUAAAGUUUUAUUUUGUUAAUACGUACCUAUUUCAAUAUUAUUAAUGUACAUAAUAUCAAAGUUAAAAAAUUAAUUUUAAUUUCUCAUUAUCUCAAAGAUAGAUAUAAUGAAAAGAUUGGAAUCUUUCCAUCGUUACCUUCAUUAAAAGCCAAUUUCGCACAAGUAUAAAAUUACAAAUGACAAUGAAACGGUGACCACCUUUAUAGAUAUUUACUUAUUAAUUUUUUCUAAAUUCCUUAUGUAACCUUUGUUUUCGGACCCUUUGGGUUAUGUGGAUGGUGUUCCACAUUGGGAAACACUGGUCUAGGACGUAAUCAAUGUGUCAAACAUAUAUUAGUGGAAUUGAACUCCAAGUAUAAAAGUCAACUGCCCUAUAUAUAAAAACUAUUUAUAAUGUAUAUAUUUUGAAGCUAAAUGUUAAUAAAAUAUUGGAAAUUUGAUUAAAGUAGUUAGGGAUUUAAAUUUUGCUAUUUUAACACUAACGGAGUGUAACUCAGUAUAAUUAUGUUAAAUUUAUUUUGUAGUUAUAUAACAGCAUACCAUAUAUUAUUUUAAGUAGUUAUUAAUGUAUUUUCCUUAAAAACUAUAAUAUAAUAAUUUAAAUUAUUAUUAGAUUUAAAAUGUAGUAUUAUAAUAUCCAUGUAAUAUUUUAUUUUUCCUAUUUAAUAUUAUAGGUAUCAACAGCAACGUACAACUCAAAAUCAAGGUUAUACCAAUCAAUUUUGGAAAUCUCAGAAUGGCAAUACAGAAAAUGCAGAUUUUGGUGGUGCAAUGUUCAAACCAAUGAAUAAGGCACCAGGUGAAUUGUUAAGAAAGCCGAAUUGGACUCGUGAAUCUCUGCCAUCAUUUAAAAAAGAUUUUUAUACUCCACAUGUAGACACUGUAAACAGGUUAAUUUCUAUUCUUAUUUAUGUUUUAAUAAAUAUAUACAUUUAUAUCCUUAUAAUUGUAUAAAAUACAUACGUUAUACAAUAAAUAUGUAAUAAUGUUUCAGGAGUCAAGAUGAAGUUACUUCAUAUCGUAAUGAUAAAGCGAUUACUAUUCGUGGUGCAAAUGUUCCAGAUCCUAGUCAAUUCUUUAUUGAAGGCAAUUUCCCGGAAAGUGUUGUACAGGAAUUAAAAAAACAAGGAUUUUCUGAACCAACUGCAAUUCAAGCUCAAGGAUGGCCAAUAGCUUUAAGUGGUCGUGAUCUUGUCGGUAUUGCUCAAACAGGUUCUGGAAAAACAUUAGCAGUAUGUAUACAUUUUCUAUUUUAUUUAGAAUUGAAGAUAUUAAAUUAUUCAAAUAUUUUUUAGUACAUGUUACCAGCAGCGGUACACAUUACUAAUCAAGAACCUCUUCAACGUGGAGAUGGACCUAUUGCUUUAGUAUUGGCUCCAACAAGAGAAUUAGCCCAACAAAUACAAAGUGUUGCAAAAAUGUUUAGCUCCAGUAUUCGUAACACAUGUAUUUUUGGUGGUACUCCAAAAGGACCUCAGGCACAUGAUUUACAAAAUGGCGUUGAAAUUGUAAUUGCUACUCCAGGGCGAUUAAUUGAUUUCUUAGAACGUGGAUCCACAAAUUUAAAACGUGUUACUUACUUGGUACUCGAUGAAGCUGAUCGCAUGUUGGAUAUGGGAUUUGAACCUCAAAUUAGAAAGAUCAUUGAACAGAUACGGGUAUUAGAUAUAUAUAUAAUGUUAUAUUUAAUAGCUUAUUUAUAUUGCUUUCUUAAUUAUUUUUAGCCUGACAGACAAGUAUUAAUGUGGUCUGCAACUUGGCCAAAAGAGGUUCAAGCAUUAGCUGCAGAUUUUCUAGUUGAUUACAUUCAAAUUAAUGUGGGUUCUUUAGAACUUGCUGCGAAUCAUAAUAUUCAGCAGUUAAUAGAAGUCUGUGAAGAUCAUGAAAAGGAUUAUAAAUUGUUUGAUCUUUUAAUGAGAAUAUCUAAUGAACCUGGGUUUAAAGCUAUAAUUUUUGUAGAAAAGAAAAAGAAAGUUGAUGAACUUACUAGGCAAAUAAAGAAUGAAGGGUAAUUGAAAUGUUUUAAAAUUUUAACAAGAUAUAUUAAUAAUGCUAUUAUUUUAGGUAUAUAGCAACAUCUAUGCAUGGAGAUAAAUCUCAGCAAGACCGAGAUCAUGUUUUAAAUGAGUUUAGAAAUGGAAAAUCGCCUAUUUUGGUUGCUACUGAUGUGGCUGCACGUGGACUGGGUAUAUCUAAGGAAAUGGUUUAAAUUUAAAAGUAUUUUAAUUUAUUUAUUUUUUAGAUGUUGAUGAUGUUAAGUAUGUAAUCAACUUUGAUUAUCCCAACUCUUCAGAAGAUUAUGUACACAGAAUAGGUAGAACUGGGCGUUCUAAACAAGCUGGCAUUGCUUAUACAUUCUUUUCUACUAAUAACAUGCGUCAAGCCAAAGAUCUUAUUUCAAUUUUAGAAGAAGCUCAUCAAAUAGUUCCUGAAGAACUCAUUGAAAUGGCUAAUAUGGCAAAAAAUCAUAUGUCAAGUGUGUAUACAUUUGAAAAAAUAAUUUCAUUUUUAGAUAGUUAAGAAAUCCACAUUAAUAGUAAUAAAAUAUCAUGAUAUACUAAACAAGAUUAAAUUAGGUAGGUUGACCACAAAUAAUUAAAAUGAAGGUGAAGGAUAAUAACUAAAAAAAUAAAUAUAUCUAAUACUGCUUUUUAGAAAACUUUUAAAAUAAGCUGAAGUAUUUCUGUGAAUAAAUUUAAUGCAUAAGGUAAUUUUUAUACAUAUUUUUUCGGUGUGUCUUAAUGUUUAUUUUAAAAAUUGUCUAUACUUUUAGUUAAUGAGAGAAAAAACUUAUUAAUCUGUACUUUUAUGUUGACUCAAUAAAAUAUUUAGAUUUUGCAUAUAGGAAAUGCAUUUUGGUAAAAAUAUAUUUAUCAGGUGGUAAACUAGACCUAUUUUAAAAGCAAUGACAUAAAAUUAAUUUAUCAAUGUAAUUUUCUACUCAAUUGAUUUCAGUUUUGUGUCAAAUAUUAACAAUUGAGGAUUUAAUUAGCCCCAUUUUAUGUUUUAAAUGGGACCAGUCCUCCUCAAACAUUAUGUUACUAUUAUAUAAAUAAAAAAAUAUAAACGAUUCAAUAAAAUUAUAUUUUAAGGUCAUAUUAAAAAAGUUAAGCGAUAUUAAUUAAUUUAAAUUUUGUAAUUUAUUAUAUUGCCAGAUUUUUUUAAAAUAUCGCUAUAUUAAUUAUGUGAGUUUAAUUAACCUCAUUUGUACUUAACAAAUGGGGCCAGUCUCUUGCAAACAUCUAUUACUAUUUUCUUUUCCAUCAUUUUAAUAGUUUGAUGUAUUAUUUAUUAUUAGAAAUAUGUUUAAUAAUCUUGUUUUGAAGAUUUAAAUGUAUUAUGUAAUAUAUGGUGAUUAUAUUUAUUAGGUCGUGCUAAGUGGACCAACCGUUAUCGUGAUGUUAACACACCAUUGGCUAUUCAGUCACCCUAUGGACAAUCUAAUAACGCUAGAACUACCAAUCCAAACUACACUAACGGGUCUGGUUAUGGAGCAACCAGUUACGGAAAUAACUUUGGUAGUUAUAGUAAUGGAGCAGCUAAUUACGCUAAUGGAGGAUCUUACGGAAAUGGUCAAAACUAUCAACCAAAAACUUACAAUAAUGAACAUAAGAAUGGAGCAUACCAAUCAGGAACUGGCAGUAUUCCUCGUAACAUUCCUAAGUUUCAAAACCCACAGUAUCAAGCACAACAGUAUAAUGGAGGAAAUCCUGGGCAAAAAUACGGACAAAAUCAGGUAUGGUUUAAUUAACUUUUAUUAAUUAUAACUUUUUUUUUUUCAAAGAGUAAAUUAAAUAAUGCAAUAAUUAAUAAUUUAUACUUGAACAAAAAAUUGUAUACAUUGAUGGCUUCAUGGGAUAAUCUUGUAAGUUGAUUUUAUACAACUGUGAGGUACUUGCUAAUUUGUCAAUUUGUUAUUUACUAUUUAUAUAUACUAUCUAUUUACUAUUUAGAUAGAAAUAUAUAUUUUUUUUAAUAUUUCAAAAUACAAGUUUCAGAUUUUCGGAAAAUUUUAACAUAUGAGGUUUUGUAUCCUUAUUAGUAUAUUUUUUACUAUACUUAUUAAAUAUAAUUCAUUGCAAUUAUAAUAACAUAGAAAUUUGUACGUUAUAAUUAUAUAUUGGAUAUAUAUAUAUAUAUAUAUAUAUAUAUAAUUCAAUGUUUACAAAAUAACAUUAUGUAGUGGUCCAUGUAAUUAAUAUUUUAAAUAAUCUUUGUUAUAUUUAUAACAAAUGUAAUCACUAGAAACUUAAGAUUUGUUUACAUUCUUGUCACUAUAGUGUUAACAAUUAAUAUUAUUAAUAAACAAAAAAAAAAAAUGGAUAGGUGUAGACAAUACUUCAUGUUUAUGUAUUUUUCUUGGUGCUAACUAUAUGCUAAUUAUAUGUGUUCAAUACAUAUUUAGCAUCGUAAUUUUUCUACUACAGUUGUAUUUUUUUCUAUUUAUUAUCACAUAUUUAUUUACAAUAAAUUACAGAAUACUGUCGGUUAUAACCGUGGUCAAAAUGGCUUCACUAAUAAUCCACGUACUAACUAUCAACCGAAUCGUUACAACCAACAGCGUCAGUUUUCUAAUAUGGCUGAUAUGUAUGCAAGUACCCUACCGCCUCAAUAUAUGAUGAAUAAUGCUGCUGAUGCUUCUAUACAACCAUUACUUACUCACAAGUUCUUCCAACAGAACCGCCCGCCUACUGCAACACAAGAAGCGUUUCAAAAUGGUUAUACUACUGUACCACAAGCAGGAUAUCCUUAUUAUGGUCAACCGCAAACAGUUCAACAAUAAAAAAAAAAAAAAAACAUAAAAACUCAUAUUUAACAUUUGUGACUUCUUAUAUCAAAAUUUUUUGGAUUUAGGGGCUAAUUUUUUUUUUUCUUCCAGUGUAAUUGCAGAAUGAAGUCACAUUCCAAAUUUAAUUAAUAAAGUUAAUUUUAUUGCUAAUAAUUAUCUAUUAUUAUAUUAUAUUCUAAUACUUUCUUUUGAAAUGCACAGUAAAUUUGAAACAUCCAGAAGAAUGCAUAAUAUAUUGACAAAAUAUGGUUACUUCCUAACCUAAAAUAAAAUAAUUAAACUAGUCUUAAAGAAGUAUAAAAAUUGUGUUUUAUACUAAUAUUUAGACAAUUCGAAUGAGUUCCUUUUUUUUUUCUUUUUGCCAAGGGUCAAUUUUUUAUAUCAAGUCCAUGUAAAUUGUAUAAAACUCGAUAAAAUUAACAUUAUGAUAUUAAUUUUUAUUUGUCUAUUAUUUAUAUUGUAAAAAUAUUAAUACUCGAUCUGUGAUAUUUGUUAAACGAUGUAUAGUGCGAUGUUCCCUAAUUUAGAUAUUAAGGGAUUUAUUUAAAACGAUAAAAGGAAAAUGUUUUAGAUAUAUUUUUCUGCGACAUCUUUAACAAAUCUGGGGGAAAUGGAAAGACUGAUAUGAAAAAAUUCGUAUUUCUAUUUAUUUAUAAAUGCGAAAGCUACUAGUUUUGCGUAGUGGUGCAAUAUAAUGUCGACCAAUAAAAUGUCUCGGAUUUUUUUUUUUUUUUUUUUUUUUUUUUUUUUUUUUUAUAAUAGUGAUCAAAGAAAAGUAAGGUUUAUAUUAUUAAUGUGUAAGUUAACAUAUUUUAUGUUUUGUUUUUUUUUUUUUGUAUAAGCUAUUAUGUGACCCAAUUUGUCGAUAAAAAAGUGGCGUUUAAUUAGAACUAAACGUAUAUUACUACUGAAUGUUCUUCUGUAAGUUUCUACAUUAAAGUGCAUUUCUUUUAUUCAUGCUAUUGUUUUUUUUUCUAAUUUAUAAUACAAUUCAUAUGUAUACAUUAUAUAUUUAUAUGUAUACAAUAUAUAUAUUUCUGUUUGUCCUUUGCUCUAUUCAUCAAUAUCUAUCAUUUUAAUGGUGUUUAAAACACAAGUAAUAUUUAUGUUUUUAUCGUAUAAGUAACUAUAUAUAUAUAUAUAUAUAUGUAUUACGAGUAAAUAUAUGUCUCGAUUUUUUAAAAUACAAUAGUUUGUUACAAGUUAAGAAAUUUGACAAAUCCUUUGCUUAAAUAGACAGGGUUCAUUUUUAAAUAAUUCAUAUUCGCACUAUUAUAAAUGUAUUCGUGUUUAAUAUUGAUUUACUGUAAUCUAUCACAAAAUUAUAAUAUUAUCUCAUAACCCUGUCAGAAAACUGUUUUCCUUUUUCUUUUUAUGAAAUAUUUAAUUACUAAUUUUCAGUUAAAAUAUAUAUAUAUAUAUAUUAUUAUUUAUUACUAAGUUUCAUUAUGUAAGUGUUCUUAGUGUUGUAUACACUUUGAUUAUACUUUAGAAUAUUUUAUAAUAUACAUUAUAAUAAUUACUUAUUAUUUAGGUUUAAAUUACUUUAAACUAAUCAUUAAUAUUUGUAAUGGUAAUUUGUUUUUUUUUUGUAAACUUUUUUCAUGUUAAAGUAGAAUAUUAACGCACUUAAUAAAUUUCUAUAUUGUAAAACGGAUUCCCAGUAGAGACUAUAUUUGCCAAUAUUAUAUUACAAUAUAAUUAUUAAAUUAAUAUAUAUUC